CACAUAAUUAUUGGAAUAAAUUAUCAUCACCAUGCAACAAGACAAUACUCCAUACGCUCAAUUCGACAACGUCCAACACGCUCAACCACAACAAUACUACACUCCACAACAGUAUCCACAAUAUAAUACUACCACUACUGCCACUCCACAAUAUGAUCCAUACGCUGAUCAACCACCAGUAGCUGCCACUUCUACCACUCAAACUUCACAAUAUUAUUCUGGAGGUUAUGUUCAACCACAUUAUGAUGAUCAAUAUCACAAAAAGAAGAAUGAUGACAUGACUUUAUUAUUAUUCAUUGUUGGACUUUUUAUUCCUCUUGUUUGGAUUGUUUUGUUCUUUAUUACAAGAGAUAAAACCAAGUACAGCAAUAGAGCUAGAACACUUGGUAAUGUUGGAUGUGGUUUGAUUGUUGCUUCAAUCAUUUGUUAUGCUGUCUUUAUUGUUAUCAUUGUUGCUGUCAAUAUUGCUAGAAUGGAUCCUUCAAUGCAAGUACCUCUUCAUCAACCAUUGCAAGAACAAGCUAAAUAUGCUGGAGAGGAGAAGUAUAAUUAUUAUUAUGAUCAACCUCCACCUUAUUAUACAACAACAACACCUCAAUAUCCAAUACCUCCUCAAAUGCCAAUGACUAAUACUGCAAUGCCAAUAUCAAGUGAAAAUUAUUAUCCACCUCAAAAUGGAGGUUAUGUUGUUCAACAAUAUCCUGGACAAACAACCACUCAACAAACAACAACCUUUGUUUCUAACCCUGUACUGGGUGAUAAUUUUGAUUUGAAGAAAAAGAAUGAUGAUAUGGCCUUUGUAAUCUUCCUGAUCGGAUUUUGCUUUCCAAUUAUUUGGCUUAUUCUCUUUGCAAUGACUAGAAAUCGUAUGAAUUACAGUGAUAGAGGAAGAAGAUUUGGAAAUAUUGGUGGAGGAUUAUUUGCAUGUUUCGUGGUGUUGGACAUUGCUGUUGUAAUUUUAAUUGUAGUAUUGAAUAAUGUUGUAGUAAGGCGUUAUUACUAG
This is a messenger RNA of Naegleria gruberi, 1003 nucleotides long. RefSeq lists its product as uncharacterized. The record is from RefSeq and is a predicted model, not a curated record. The transcript has 6 exons. Bases 32 to 1003 code for a protein of 323 amino acids. Lineage: Eukaryota; Heterolobosea; Eutetramitea; Acrasida; Naegleriidae.